ACCCACAAGAAUUGGGCACCUCAAACUCUACAGCGUAUACCUCUCUAUACCCAUACUCGAGCAACCUCCAAAAUGGCCCCUCCUCCAGUCUACAUCAUCUCGAUCGUCCGCACGCCGGUGGGCAUGUUCCAAGGCUCCCUCUCGAGUCUCACUGCAAUUCAACUGGGAUCUCACGCCAUUAAAGCCGCCGUUGAGAAAUCAGGUAUUGCGCCAGAAGAGGUCCAGGAAGUGUUCUUGGGCAAUGUUCUGUCCGCAAACCUUGGCCAAAACCCCGCCCGCCAAUGCGCUAUUGGAGCUGGUCUCUUAGAAUCCACCGUCGCUACCACCGUAAACAAAGUCUGCGCCUCGGCCAUUAAAGCCAUAAUCUUCGGUGCACAAACCAUUAUCACCGGCAAUGCCGACGUCGUCGUGGCCGGUGGCACCGAGUCCAUGUCCAACGCCCCCCACUACCUCCCCAACCUGCGCACUGGUGCCAAGUUCGGCGACCAGACCCUUGUGGACGGUAUCCUGAAGGAUGGUCUGACCGACGCAUACAAGAAGGAGCACAUGGGUCUGCAGGGCGAGGAGUGUGCCGACGACCACGGCUUUGACCGCGAGUCUCAGGACGACUACUGCAUUCGCAGCUACAAGAAGGCUGUCUCGGCCACCGAGGCCGGGCUGUUUACUGACGAGAUUACACCGGUGCAGGUCAGCGGUGGGCGGGGGAAACCUCCCAUCACCGUGGACAAGGACGACGAGCCCAAGAACUUCAACGAAGCUAAAACCAAAACACUCCGCCCCUCUUUCAAGCCCAACGGAGGAACUGUCACCGCGGCGAACGCCUCUCCCCUCUCCGACGGUGCUGCGGCACUCGUCCUCGUCUCCGAGGCCUACCUCACCAAGCACAAGCUCACCCCUAUUGCCAAGAUCCUUGGUUGGGGCGAUGCUGCGCAAAACCCAUCGAAAUUCACCACUGCACCCGCCCUUGCCAUUCCGAAAGCCCUUGCGCAUGCUGGCGUGUCUCAGGACAAGGUUGACGCGUUCGAGAUUAACGAAGCCUUCUCCGUGGUCGCACUCGCGAACAUGAAGCUAUUGGGCAUCACUGAGGACAAGGUGAACCUACACGGUGGCGCCGUAGCGCUUGGACACCCCCUCGGAGCAUCAGGGGCCAGGAUUACGGCGACGUUGCUAGGCGUGUUGAGGCAGCAGAAGAAGAAGAUCGGUGUUGCAGGUAUUUGCAACGGCGGUGGUGGAGCGAGCGCGCUCGUUGUUGAGUCGCUGGUGUAAGCUAAUACCUAGCAGAGGUGACAGACCCUCUAGCAAGAGAUUUGGUGGGUACAGGAGUCAGAUUGAAGAGGGAAAGUUUGAUAUCAUGGCAUAUGAGAGGGCGUCUUCAACAAGAUGCCUGCCUUGUUUCAAGCGAAGAGCGUGCGAGAUGCUCGCAAGCAUCUUGAAUACACAGUUUACAGAGUUAAUAUAUAUAGGAUCCUCUGGG
Messenger RNA from Mytilinidion resinicola, 1474 nucleotides. Its product is annotated as erg10, acetyl-CoA C-acetyltransferase. Lineage: Eukaryota; Fungi; Ascomycota; Dothideomycetes; Mytilinidiales; Mytilinidiaceae. Bases 73 to 1266 code for a protein of 397 amino acids. Gene Ontology annotation, molecular function: acetyl-CoA C-acetyltransferase activity. The record is from RefSeq and is a predicted model, not a curated record. Gene Ontology annotation, biological process: fatty acid beta-oxidation; ergosterol biosynthetic process. The transcript has 5 exons.